CCUUCUUGACAUUUUUGAGAUUUCAUGCACCGGGGGAGAAGUGACACCGAGCAUCUACCCGAGAUUUGUCCGCAACAGAGUUCAUAAACUGGAAGAUAUUGAGGACGACGCAAAAAAGAGGAAGUUGGCUGGCAUAUUUUCAUAUAUCACUCAUCUCAUCAAGUUCAAGGAUAAACAUUCUAUGGAUGGCGUUUUAUCUGCAAAGCACCAUAAAUUCCCGAGUAUCUUUUCCCAGAAAUUCUCUUCACUGUUUGCCACUUCAAAUGAUUCUAGAAUUCCAGAUGAGAAAAAGAAGCUGCUCAUAAGUUAUGUGUUGGUGCUCACUAUGUUUGUGGAUGAUUUCAAAUCCGACCCAUCAGAUAUAGCUGAGGAUCUUAGAAUGACGCCUGUUGCUCUAAGACCCCAUUAUGAAUACUUAGGUUGCAAGUUCAGGCGCGAGAAUCAAGUUUUGGUGGCUACUCUUCCAGUCCCGCUGGAAUUUCAAACUAUCAAAAGGAAGAGAAGAAAGUAGAUCUUCAGCAACAACUCUGCCUCGAUCACAACUCGUUUGAGAAAUUAUUUUCCGUUUCUUCUAAAUUUUGUUUUGAGGCAAGGAUGAUGUUAAGGGGUACCUUGAAAAUCUAUAUGAAUGUUUAUGAUCUAUAAUGCUGCAUUCUGAUUAUCAACUGUGUCGUGUUUUAUGUACCAAACGCUAUUCUCAUAAGCUUAUCUUUAGCUGUCCGACCAAGAUUAUCAGUGACAUGGUAUCAGCGUUUACGA
This is a messenger RNA of Olea europaea var. sylvestris, 759 nucleotides long. RefSeq lists its product as uncharacterized. Gene Ontology annotation, molecular function: DNA binding. The record is from RefSeq and is a predicted model, not a curated record. The coding region runs from base 182 to 511 and encodes 109 amino acids. Gene Ontology annotation, cellular component: RNA polymerase I complex. Gene Ontology annotation, biological process: RNA polymerase I preinitiation complex assembly; nucleolar large rRNA transcription by RNA polymerase I; transcription elongation by RNA polymerase I. The transcript is spliced from 4 exons. Lineage: Eukaryota; Viridiplantae; Streptophyta; Magnoliopsida; Lamiales; Oleaceae.